CCGAAGGAGAAGGACGAGGCGUGGAGGAGAAACUGAGGAACUAACUUUCCGGAAGCAGGUUUCUUACAGGAAAGCAAUAUCCCGGGCAGGAUUGCAGCACCUGGCUCCUGCACAUCCCCUCAACCUUCCUGUGGCCAACGGUCCAGCCAAGGAGCCCAGAGCCACCCUGGACUGGAGCGAGAAUGCUGUGAACGGAGAGCACCUAUGGUUGGAGACCAAUGUCUCAGGAGACCUGUGCUACCUGGGAGAGGAGAAUUGCCAAGUCAGAUUUGCAAAAUCUGCUCUCAGAAGGAAAUGUGCCGUCUGUAAGAUUGUUGUCCACACAGCCUGCAUCGAACAGUUAGAAAAGAUUAAUUUCAGAUGUAAACCAACAUUUCGAGAAGGGGGCUCAAGAUCACCAAGAGAAAACUUUGUGCGUCAUCACUGGGUGCACAGGCGUCGGCAGGAGGGAAAAUGUAAGCAGUGUGGUAAGGGCUUCCAGCAGAAAUUCUCCUUCCACAGUAAAGAAAUUGUUGCUAUCAGCUGUUCCUGGUGCAAGCAGGCGUUUCACAAUAAGGUGACCUGUUUCAUGCUGCAUCACAUCGAGGAACCUUGUUCUCUGGGGGCUCACGCUGCUGUAAUUGUCCCACCCACCUGGAUCAUUAAGGUGAAGAAACCUCAGAACUCCCUGAAAGCUUCAAAUCGGAAGAAGAAGAGAACAAGCUUUAAAAGGAGAGCCAGUAAAAGAGGAAUUGAACAGGAGAAUAAAGGCCGUCCCUUUGUGAUAAAGCCUAUUUCUUCUCCUUUGAUGAAACCCUUGCUUGUGUUUGUGAACCCCAAGAGUGGAGGCAACCAGGGAACCAAAGUUUUGCAGAUGUUCAUGUGGUACCUGAAUCCACGGCAAGUCUUUGAUCUUUCUCAGGAAGGGCCCAAAGAUGCGCUUGAGUUGUACAGGAAAGUACCAAAUCUGCGAAUUUUGGCCUGUGGAGGGGAUGGAACGGUGGGGUGGAUCCUCUCUAUUCUGGAUGAACUACAGCUGAGUCCUCAGCCUCCUGUCGGGGUCCUUCCUUUGGGAACUGGGAAUGACCUGGCUCGAACUCUCAACUGGGGAGGGGGCUACACGGAUGAACCUGUUUCGAAGAUCCUUUGCCAAGUAGAAGAUGGGACAAUUGUACAGCUAGAUCGCUGGAAUCUCCAUGUGGAAAGAAACCCAGACUUGCCUCCAGAGGAACUUGAAGAUGGAGUAUGUAAGCUUCCUCUGAAUGUUUUCAAUAACUACUUCAGCCUUGGAUUUGAUGCCCACGUCACACUGGAGUUCCAUGAAUCCAGAGAAGCCAAUCCAGAGAAAUUCAAUAGUCGAUUUCGAAAUAAAAUGUUCUAUGCAGGAGCAGCUUUUUCUGAUUUUCUACAGAGAAGCUCUAGAGAUCUAUCCAAACAUGUUAAAGUUGUUUGUGAUGGAACAGAUCUCACUCCAAAGAUUCAGGAAUUGAAGUUCCAGUGUAUAGUAUUUUUAAAUAUACCCAGAUAUUGUGCUGGCACAAUGCCCUGGGGAAACCCAGGCGAUCACCAUGAUUUUGAACCUCAGCGUCAUGAUGAUGGUUAUAUUGAAGUUAUUGGAUUCACCAUGGCCUCUUUGGCCGCCCUGCAAGUUGGGGGCCACGGCGAAAGGCUGCACCAGUGUCGGGAGGUCAUGCUGCUAACAUACAAGUCCAUCCCCAUGCAGGUAGAUGGGGAGCCCUGUCGGUUGGCCCCAGCCAUGAUCCGCAUCUCCUUGAGGAACCAGGCCAACAUGGUUCAAAAGAGCAAGAGGAGAACAUCGAUGCCACUACUCAAUGAUCCCCAGUCUGUCCCUGAUCGCCUAAGGAUCCGCGUGAACAAAAUCAGUUUACAAGACUAUGAAGGAUUUCACUAUGACAAAGAGAAACUCCGGGAAGCUUCCAUCCCUCUGGGUAUUCUAGUUGUGCGUGGAGACUGUGACUUGGAGACUUGCCGUAUGUACAUAGAUCGCCUACAGGAGGACCUGCAAUCAGUUUCUUCUGGUUCCCAGAGAGUUCAUUACCAGGAUCAUGAAACUUCCUUUCCCAGGGCACUCUCAGCUCAGAGGCUCUCUCCGCGCUGGUGCUUUCUAGAUGCAACUUCUGCUGAUCGCUUUUAUCGAAUAGACAGAUCUCAGGAACAUUUGCAUUUUGUGAUGGAGAUCUCCCAGGAUGAGAUUUUCAUUUUGGACCCAGAUAUGGUGUUGUCCCAACAGGCAGGAACACCUCCAGGAAUGCCAGAUCUGGUAGUGGAGCAAGCCUCAGGGUCACCAGUGUCUUCAGAAGAUCAUGCAAUUUUGCAGGCAGUAAUAGCUGGUGAUCUUAUGAAGCUAAUAGAAAGCUAUAAAAAUGGAGGCAGCUUGCUAAUUCAGGGACCAGACCACUGUUCACUCCUUCACUACGCAGCCAAAACUGGCAAUGGGGAGAUUGUGAAAUAUAUCCUCGAUCAUGGACCUUCUGAGUUAUUGGAUAUGGCAGACAGUGAAACGGGUGAGACUGCACUGCACAAGGCUGCCUGCCAGGGGAACCGGGCCGUGUGCCAGCUUCUGGUGGACGCAGGAGCGUCUCUGAGAAAGACGGACUCCAAGGGUAAGACACCUCAAGACAGAGCACAUCAAGCUGGGGACCCAGAUUUAGCUGCUUACCUUGAAAGUCGCCUAAACUAUAAGAUUAUUGGCCACGAGGACCUGGAAACUGCUGUUUGACCCUGCUAGCUGAGUAAAGAGAGCCUGAAUGAGCAUAUCACCUGUGCCCUCCCUGUGAUGGGACAGCUCCCCGGAAGAAGCUGAUGGAAUCCAUAUAUCUGUCUCUCUCCAGCAAGGAUCUACCUGUGGCCAUACCACCAGUUUUUAAGGGCUACCAAGAUUACAACAGAACCUGAUAGCCCACUGAAGAUGAGGCAGGAUACCUGGAGACUUGUGGAUUAUGAGUUCCACAAAAUUUGAUCCUCAUUGCUUACAUCAAGUAGCAUGAACUUCUGUGUUCAACCUAUAUAAUUUAUUUUAAAGAUUCAAAGGAUGUUCGUAUAAAUGGCACUGCCCCUCCUCCCUCUAUGCAUUUAUCCCUCCCCUGUUCCUGUGCAAUUCUACUGUAACUACCCAUCGAUUAAAAAUCAAAAAUGGUA
Messenger RNA from Suncus etruscus (white-toothed pygmy shrew), 3138 nucleotides. RefSeq names its product diacylglycerol kinase iota (gene DGKI). The coding region runs from base 569 to 2719 and encodes 716 amino acids. Gene Ontology annotation, biological process: lipid phosphorylation; intracellular signal transduction; diacylglycerol metabolic process. Gene Ontology annotation, cellular component: nucleus. The record is from RefSeq and is a predicted model, not a curated record. The transcript has 32 exons. Gene Ontology annotation, molecular function: protein binding; ATP-dependent diacylglycerol kinase activity. NCBI's taxonomy places the organism in Eukaryota, Metazoa, Chordata, Mammalia, Eulipotyphla, Soricidae.